AUGGCUUCGGCACGCGGACUCGCCGACUUUGGCGUGCUCAUCCCGCUCUUCGGCACCGUCACGGUGGCGAGCACGGCCUAUGCGGGCCAUGCGGUCUUCUGGCGGUCCGAUUGGCGCGGCUGGCUUUCCAACUUUGCCACGGGACCGGGACGGACGAGUCGGUUGAUGCUGCUGGUGAUGCUGUUGAUCAACCUCAAGUCAAUUCCGUUUGCAUGGACGGUCCGCGUCUUCUCUACCAUGAUCCGACAUGUGGUGCUACCGCGCAAGCCAUUGCCGCGCCGUUCGCUCUUCCACUACAGCAUCACGAGCUCGUACACGUCCCUGCUCGAGACGGACUACAACCUGCACAAGUCCAACAGCACGUACUUUUCGGAUCUCGACACCAGCCGGUCGCACCUGGUGAUGUACCUGUUGGGCCCUGGUGUCGCCGCGCUGGGCGACAAUGCCAAGACCAAGAUGGUGCGGCUGCCGACCGACGAGACCAAGGCGGUGCCGGGCAACUUUGGCGUAGGCCUGGGCGCCGUCUUCUGCAGUUUUCGCAAGGAGAUCGCCUCGUACCAGGGCUAUGAGAUGUGGAGCCGGAUCCUCUCGUGGGACCGCAAGUGGCUCUUCGUCCUGACUCACUUUGUCGUCAAGGGCAAGGUUAGGCCGGCCGUCUGGGAUCAAGUCGGGCCUGCGCCUGCAUCGGCCGCCUGGACCGACGCCGACGAGGAGAAGCUGCAGAAGCAUGUUAUCGCCACCGCCAUCAGCAAGUACGUCUUCAAGCUUGGCCGCUUCACCGUUCACCCGAGCUACCUGAUCGAGGGCAGCGACCUGCUGCCGGCUCGGCCGGGCGAGGGCUGGCGUGGUGGCGGACCCGACGCCAUCGGCGACCUCGCCGACUUGGACUCCACCACAUACGUGCCUCCUGCCGGCAAUGAGGACGCUGACUGGGACUGGCGCCGCGUCGAGCACGAGCGCCGCCGCGGUAUGGAGUACGCCCAGCACAUGAUGGCCCUGGACAGCGCAGCCGACUUCUUUGACGGUGGCCGGCUCGGUGCUCUGGGCAAGUUCAGCCCCGGGUAA
This is a messenger RNA of Grosmannia clavigera kw1407, 1065 nucleotides long. RefSeq lists its product as uncharacterized. The transcript is spliced from 2 exons. NCBI's taxonomy places the organism in Eukaryota, Fungi, Ascomycota, Sordariomycetes, Ophiostomatales, Ophiostomataceae. The record is from RefSeq and is a predicted model, not a curated record. Bases 1 to 1065 code for a protein of 354 amino acids.